Molecule: messenger RNA, 662 nt
Organism: Epinephelus fuscoguttatus (brown-marbled grouper)
Lineage: Eukaryota; Metazoa; Chordata; Actinopteri; Perciformes; Serranidae
Product: Fc receptor-like B
Exons: 4
Coding region: 33-662 (209 amino acids)
Biological process (GO): cell surface receptor signaling pathway
Molecular function (GO): transmembrane signaling receptor activity
Source: RefSeq, a predicted model, not a curated record
AACACGUAGAUCUCAUUUCACCAAGUAACAGGAUGGAGGAAACUUCUCUGCUGCUGCUGCUGCUCUGUGUGACCUCACUGCUGAGCUGCACAACAAACCAAGCCUCUCUGACUGUGAGUCCCAGCAGCUCUCAGAUGUUUGAAGGAGACUCUGUCUCUCUGAGCUGUGAGGAGGACGACAGCUCUGCUGGAUGGACUCUGAGGAGGAACACAACCACAGACACCAGAACUGAAUGUGGAGCUGGCUGGGGAAGAUCAGCUGGUUCUGUCUGUAACAUCAGCUACAUGGUCCCAUGGCACAGUGGAGUUUACUGGUGUGAGUCCAGAGAGGGAGCAACCAGUAAGAGCAUCACCAUCAGUGUCACUGGUGGAUCAGUGAUCCUGCAGAGUCCUGUCCUCCCUGUGAUGGAGGGACAUGAUGUCACUCUGCACUGUAAAACAAAGACGUCCUCCAACCUCCCAGCUGCUUUCUAUAAAGAUGGCUCCUUCAUCAGGACUGAGCCUGCAGGUCACAUGACCAUCCGCCAUGUAACCAGGUCUGAUGAAGGCCUCUACAAGUGUGACAUCACAGGUCAUGGAGAGUCUCCACCCAGCUGGCUCACUGUCACAGGUCAGGAGGUUACCUUUGAUUUCAGGAGUUCAUUCAUCCAGAUAUUCACCUGA